AUGUCGCGUAGAGCACUUAUUUCCAUUUUGAGACGGCCUGUCUUCAACAAUUUUCGGUACCUUUCGGUCUUUUCGGAAGCUCAACGCAAGGAGAGGAACGCUUUAUUAAAAGAGAUUUACACUCCUUCCUUUUCACAAUUCGAGAAGGGAUCAAAGGAAUAUUUGGAUCUUGACUAUUAUAAGGAACACCAGUCUUUUUUAGAAGAGAUGUCUACCAUCAAAGACACUAUCGAAAUUCCAACUAUUGAUCUCCUGAAACAUAUGAUC
Molecule: messenger RNA, 267 nt
Organism: Ambispora gerdemannii
Lineage: Eukaryota; Fungi; Glomeromycota; Glomeromycetes; Archaeosporales; Ambisporaceae
Source: the annotation of a GenBank genome assembly